Lodderomyces parapsilosis is the source of this 1503-nucleotide messenger RNA. RefSeq names its product choline-phosphate cytidylyltransferase (gene PCT1). NCBI's taxonomy places the organism in Eukaryota, Fungi, Ascomycota, Pichiomycetes, Serinales, Debaryomycetaceae. The record is from RefSeq and is a predicted model, not a curated record. The transcript has a single exon. Gene Ontology annotation, cellular component: nuclear envelope. The coding region runs from base 1 to 1503 and encodes 500 amino acids. Gene Ontology annotation, biological process: CDP-choline pathway. Gene Ontology annotation, molecular function: choline-phosphate cytidylyltransferase activity; phosphatidylcholine binding.
AUGGUUAGAUUAACUAGAAAACGAGCCAUUGAAAAUGAGUUGAAUGGUUCUCCACUAACCAAGACUCUCUCAAUGGAAUCAAUAUCAUCAUUAUUUAAACGCAAAAGAAAGAGAGGUGAAGACGAUACUGACACAACUAAAUCAACUUCAGAUAGUGAGAAUGCUACUGAUGUGGAAGACGAGAGCAACGAAGAUACUUUGAGUAAUCCUCCUCAUCACAAACGAAGAAAGAUUAAAACAAAGGAAGAAGAGGAAUUCGAGGCACGUGAAAGGGAAUUAGACGAGCAACUUCCAUCUGAACUUCGGAAAUAUAGACCAAGAGGUUAUGGCUUCAAUCUACCACCAGAAGGUAGACCAAUCAGAGUAUAUGCUGACGGUGUGUUUGACUUAUUUCAUUUAGGUCAUAUGAAGCAAUUGGAGCAGGCCAAAAAGGCAUUUGAUAAUGUUGAGUUAGUGUGCGGAAUUCCGUCUGAUGUCGAAACCCAUAAACGUAAAGGUCUCACGGUGUUAACAGAUAAACAACGAUGUGAAACGUUGAAGCAGUGUAAAUGGGUUGACGAAGUCAUCCCCAAUGCCCCAUGGUGUGUAACCCCUCAGUUUUUAAAAGAGCACAAGAUUGAUUAUGUUGCCCAUGAUGAUUUACCAUAUGCUAGUACUGAUAGUGAUGACAUUUACAAGCCCAUCAAGGAGGCGGGAAUGUUUUUAACUACGCAGAGAACUGAAGGUAUUUCAACUUCAGACAUUAUAACGAAAAUUAUUCGUGAUUAUGAUAAAUACUUGAUGAGAAAUUUUGCUAGAGGUGCCACUAGAGAAGACUUGAACGUCAGUUGGCUCAAGAAAAACGAGCUUGAGUUUAAGAAGCAUAUCAAUGAUUUUAGAACCUACUGGAUGAGAAACAAGACAAACAUCAACAAUGUUAGCAGAGAUUUGUAUUUUGAAAUUAGAGAAUUUAUGCGUGGUCGUAAGUUCAAUGUGAAGCAGUAUUUGGAAACGCACCAAAAUGGAGCAAAGCAGAGGAGACUUAAAAAUGGUUCUUUUGAUAGUAGAACAUUAACAACCGAUGAAGAAGAAGACUCACCAACAAAAGGGAGUCCCUUGUCUGAUUUUGCGUCAAAAUACAUUGGAAAUGCCAACAAGGAGUUAAACAAAACGGGAAAAGCAUUUUUCUCUUGGAUACAGGGGGACAAUGAUGAGGAGGAUGAUGAUGUUUUUGAUGAGGAUGCUGAUGAGAUUGAAGAGGAGGAGAUCAAACCGAUUGUGGUUAAGCCCGUGAGGAGAGCUAGACGCAGAAGCAGUAGUACUGGUAGCUCUGCUAGCGUGACCAGUACUCCUGUGAAACCAAAGUCAAGUACAGCAAAGGCCCCACUGACUACCCCCAAGAAGGCAGUAUCAGCAACUCCAAAGCCUGAGGUAAGUUCCAAAUCGAAAUCUUCAAGUACCCCAAAAACUGCGCUGGCUACACCAAAGAAGAAAGCUUCAAAAGGGAAAUCUUCAUCUGAAUGA